AAUGGUCUAUUUACUGUUUACAGAGAGAGCACGAGAUUACCUGCACAAGACUGGAAAGUUUAUUGUAAUUGGAGGAAUUAUCUCUCCUGUGCAUGACUCAUAUGGCAAGCAGGGUCUGGUUUCAAGUCGGCAUCGUCUCAGCAUGUGUCAGCUGGCUGUGCAGAAUUCAGACUGGAUUCGGGUAGACCCUUGGGAGUGCUACCAAGAUACUUGGCAAACAACAUGCAGUGUGCUGGAACAUCACAGAGAUCUCAUGAAGAGAGUAACUGGAUGUAUCUUGUCUAAUGUGAACACUCCUUCUGUCACGCCUGUGAUUGGACAGUCUCUAAACCAAUCAACACAGCCUGUCUACCAGAACAACAAUCUCACCAACAAGCCCACUGCAGUAAGGAUUCUGGGAAAAGUUGGUGAAGGACUGAGUCGCAUGUGCUGUGUCCGCCCCAAUCUGCAGCGUGUUACAUUUGUAGAUGAGAAUGCUAAUUUGGGCACGGUGAUGAGAUAUGAAGAAAUAGAGCUACGGAUCUUGCUCCUGUGUGGUAGUGACCUGCUUGAGUCAUUUUGUAUCCCUGGCCUCUGGAAUGAGUCCGAUAUGGAAGUGAUCGUGGGUGACUUUGGCAUUGUGGUUGUGCCACGUGAUGGAACAGACACUGAGCAAAUCAUGAAUCACUCAUCUCUGGCUCCGUAAAUACAAGAACAACAUCAUUGUGAUUAAAGAUGAUACCAACCAUCCUAUGUCCCAUGUGAGCUCCACUAAAAGCAGACUGGCCUUGCAGCAUGGAGAUGGACAUGUGGUGGAUUACCUAACACAACCUGUAAUUGACUAUGUCCUGAAAAGUCAGCUUUAUAUCAAUACAUCCGGUUGA
Messenger RNA from Staurois parvus, 863 nucleotides. The record is from the annotation of a GenBank genome assembly. NCBI's taxonomy places the organism in Eukaryota, Metazoa, Chordata, Amphibia, Anura, Ranidae.